UUAAGGCAGGCAGGAGGUGUGCAGUGCCUCUCGUGCCUCUCACCAAUCUUCACCUGGGCACCCUCACCUGGGCUCUGAGCCGGCCAGUGCCUGAAGCCUGGAACGAAUGCAGCAGCUUGUUCCCCGGGACACCAGUUCCUGGGAGCUACUGGCUGAUAAGUGACAUCCCUGGGAUGUAAGUGCGGCUGAUUGAAAGUCAGAGGUAAACAGCCAGGUCUCUGUCCCUGCCAUGUCACAGGUGAUGUCCAGUCCGCUCCUGGCAAGAGGUCACACAGUUGGCUUAACUCCCUGUGAGGAGCCCAGGAGGGUCCUGCACCCAGCACCCAGCCCCAGCCUGCCACCUCAGUGUCCUUACUACACCACAGAAGGCUGGGGAGCCCAGACCCUGAUGGCCCCUGUGUCCUACAAAGGGCCUCCCAGCAGGCUCCAACAGGCCUCCCAGGCUGACCUGCCAUCUCCUAGUGAGCAGACUUCAGGGGCCCUUGCGGACCUGGAUUCCUACAUUGACUUCUCCCUGGAGAGCCUCAAUCAAAUGAUUCUAGAACUGGACCCUACCUUCCAGCUGCUUCCCACAGGGACUGGUAGUCCUCGGGCUCAGUCCCCCCACAGCACUACCUCCUGGACCAAGAAGGAAGAGCCUGAAGCUUUGGAUAUAAAGUACAUCGAGGUGACCUCCACCAGGUCAAAGGGCCGUGAUGCUCCUCAGCGCAGCUCCAGCCCAUCCGUCACACCACCCUCUGGCUCCCCACGCAGUGUUGGGUUCCUGCUUUCCAGAGACAUUCCCAGAGAGACUCGGAGCAGCAACGAAAGCCUCAUCUUCUCCGGGAACCAAGGCACGGGGCACCAACGCCUUCAUCCUGGGACUCCUUCCUAUCCUCCCCCAUCCUCUCCCAGCAUCGCCAUUCCUUGUAUGGGAAGCAAAACGUUGGGUCCCAAUGUCUUGGGCUCCCCAAGAGUAGCUUCUCUAGGCUUGGAGAAGGGACUGGGAGUUCUGGCCCCCCAGAGGGGCAGUAGGAUCUCUGUGCUGUCAGCCAGCCCAGCAUCUGACAUCAGCUACACAUUUGGAAGCAGCAGCCAGUCUCUCCUCUACUCCAGCACCUCUAGCCAUCAGUCAUCUCCUAGAUCCUUGGAAAGCCCAGCCAGCUCUUUCUCCAGCCUCCACAGCCUUGGCCCAGUGUCCCUGUGCACGAAAGCCAGUGACCUCCAGGCCCCUGGCAACUCCAGCCUAAGUACAGUCCAAGCCAAAGCAACCCACUCCCCACCACUGGCCAAGGAGCAUGCCAGCAGCUGCCCCCCAUCCAUCACCAACUCCAUGGUGGACAUACCCAUUGUGCUGAUCAAUGGCUGCCCAGAACCAGGAUCUUCCCCACCCCAGUGGGCCCCAGGACACCAGGACUUUGUCCAACCCAGGGCUGCUACUUCCAGCAACUCUGGUCCAGCAACCAGGAGUCACAGCCAGACCCUGCCAGAUGCCUCUCUCACCACAUCCCCAGAAGGUCCCACCAGGGACAUGCAGCCCACCAUGAGGUUUGUGAUGGACACAUCUAAAUACUGGUUUAAGCCAAGCAUCACUCGAGACCAAGCAAUCGAGCUGCUAAAGAAGGAGGAGCCGGGGGCUUUUGUCGUGAGAGAUAGUUCUUCAUACCGAGGCUCCUUUGGCCUGGCCUUGAAGGUACAAGAGGCCCCAGCACCUGCCCACAACAGACCAGGUGAGGACAGCAAUGACCUGAUCCGCCACUUCCUCAUUGAAUCUUCUGCUAAAGGGGUGCAUCUCAAAGGAGCAGAUGAGGAGCCCUACUUUGGGAGCCUCUCUGCUUUUGUGUGCCAGCAUUCCAUCAUGGCCCUGGCCCUGCCCUGCAAGCUCACCAUCCCUCUGAAAGAACUGGGAGGUGGAGGCGGAGCCUCGGACCCCUCUGCAGACUGCCGGGCGUCCAGCGUGAAGAAAUCCGCGGGCUGCCAUGCACUGUACCUAAGCUCUGUGAGUGUGGAGACCCUGACCGGAGCCCUGGCGGUGAAGAAGGCCAUCUCCACCACACUGGAGCAGGACGUCCUCCCCACACCCACUGUGGUCCACUUCAAGGUCACGGAGCAGGGCAUCACUCUGACAGAUGUCCAGAGGAAGGUGUUUUUCCGACGUCACUACCCACUGGGCACCCUGCGUUUCUGUGGCAUGGAUCCUGAGCAACGGAAGUGGCAAAAGUACUGCAAGCCCUCCUGGAUCUUUGGGUUUGUGGCCAAGAGCCAGACAGAGUCACAGGAGAAUGUGUGCCACCUCUUUGCGGAGUACGAUGCAGUCCAGCCAGCCUCACAGGUCACCAGCCUGGUGAGCGCACUGCUGCAGGACACAGAGCGGGUAUAGGUCCUGUGCACCUGGCCAGACAUCCCAGGGGGCUGGAUCCCCCUCCACUCCUGGAGCAGGGCCAAUUGCCAUGCUGAUGGACCAACCUGGAAUAGAGUCAUACCAAGUUGAAACCCUGAAACCUGCUGUCCCCUUCAGAGGUGACCUUUAUCCACACCCCUGUCCUGGACCUCAGUUUCCUUGGCCACAAAAAGAGGCCAGUAGGCCGGACUGUUCUUCACAGAACGAUGAACUUAUUGAACCUCCCUGUGAGUCUGAGGCACACCCACACCUAAGGACCACCCCCACCACCAUCACCAUGUGAAUACAACCUCUGAUGCCAUCAGAUUAGACACUGCAACACGGCACCCUGGCCUAGAGACCCAUAACUGUCCAGUGGCAAUUAGGGGGUGCUAGAAGAACUGACUUCCUACUUCCUUGGUAGCUCUAUGGGCAGCUAUUCCCAGGACCAAGGGAUACACCUGCUCUCGCUUCUUCAGCCCUGUGUAGCCAGAGGGCAGUUUAACAGGGGGUGGGGGAAGGACACAGCUUCUCACGGUCAGGGACGACCCAGCAGUCUUUAAGUUCUGUCCCUACCAUUACAAAUGAAUAUCAGCUUCCUCUUUU
Molecule: messenger RNA, 2965 nt
Organism: Erinaceus europaeus (western European hedgehog)
Lineage: Eukaryota; Metazoa; Chordata; Mammalia; Eulipotyphla; Erinaceidae
Gene: TNS4
Product: tensin 4
Exons: 13
Coding region: 230-2359 (709 amino acids)
Molecular function (GO): protein binding
Source: RefSeq, a predicted model, not a curated record